Molecule: messenger RNA, 9717 nt
Organism: Paramuricea clavata
Lineage: Eukaryota; Metazoa; Cnidaria; Anthozoa; Malacalcyonacea; Plexauridae
Source: the annotation of a GenBank genome assembly
GACGAUUGUGGGAACUGUACAGGCGGAACGACUAAUGUUUCAUUUAACGCAAUGAAAGAUUGUGCAAAGGAAUGUGGUCUCUCAUUUGUGGACGAAUGUGGUGUUUGUCAACGUAAAGGUAGAUUUGUGAACUUCACUGACUGUACAGGCAAAUGUUAUGGUGAUGCAAGAAUCAAUAAAUGUGGCUUCUGUGCUGGUGGUACAUCUGGUAAACCAAGGACGCAUGGCGAGGACGCUUGCGGGCUAUGCAAUGGGGAUAACUCGACAUGCCUGGAUUGUGAUCGGGUACCAAAUGGUGGGAAAGUCAGGGAUUUCUGUAAUAAAUGUUUACUACCCACUGACUCGCGUUUCAACUCUGAGUGUGUGAAGUUAAAGAGACCUGUUCCUGACAGUGGACCUUCCGAGGGCGGUAUGAAGGUGAUCGUGCGAGGUGCUGGACUAAAAACGUAUUCCAGAGUUACCUGUAAUAUCAUUAACAAUGCCACCAAUGUCAGGUAAGGUGUCUCACAGAUUUGUGUUCAAGGGCCCAGCUCAAGCCAUGUACCGAACUCUUUGUUUAAGCUCAUUUGCAUACGGAUCGGUACAAGUGUUGAAAUGAGCGGGAGCCAGGUCGCCAAUUGCGACCAUAAUUCUAAAGUCUUAAAAUAUGUCGGUGAUGAAGCAUUUCAUUCUGCUUUUGCAUAUAAUUUGCCACCAAAAACUAAUCCUACCUUAUAACCGCGCUCUGAGAUAGUGCCAAAAAUAUUAACAAGCUGUCGUUGGUAGGAAUGCAACUACCUGAAAAAUAUAAGCAGAAUUUCGACGUUUCGAGCGAAGGCCCUUCAUUUGGAGUUAUUUAUCCUAGGCCAGAUGAUCUUGAUACGCGGAAAAGUACUGGCACUAGUUGUCAAAUAGAAAUCCAUUUUGUGAUUAAAACAACUGAAUAUCUCCUGUAAUAUACUUUAUUUCGAUUCCAUAUUUUUGUCAGAGCUAUAGUUCUCAUAAGCAAACAUAAUUACAAAAUUUCAACUAGUUUCAUAAAGAAUAACGAAAGAUAUAAUUGACUGAAUACAUAAAAAUGGAUUUCUAUUCGGACAACCCUUUCUGAGCGCUGAUUGGCUAAAAUACGAACACGAGAUCACCUGGGGAUUAAGUACGUCUUCAGUUCUAAGUUCUCUCAAGUACGCUGCAAUAGUCACUACCAGUCAGGCACACAAAGCAUCCUUCGCAAUGCAAGAAAAGAUUAUUGACAGUCACUACAUGUACCGUGAAUGCGUAACGACGUUUUAAAUCUUAUUUCUAGGAGAGAAAUUCCAAGCUCAUCAUUUGACGAGAAUGGCGGACGUGUUAUCCAGUUCAUGAGCCCAUCGUUGGCUUCUGGUUACUACACCAUAUUAUGUCGUUUCGACUCCGAAGUCGUUUUCCAUCCAGUGGAAGAAACCUUCUUAGUGUACAACAAAUCUGCUAUAACCUACACCUCAAUAAGCCCCGACUCCACAGACAUCAAUAUGGCUGAGACAGCAGUGAUUAUGGGCAGCGGUUUCGUGAAUACGUCAGACAUUGCAUGUGUCUCACAAGACGGUCGCGUGUUUGAAGCAGAAUUCAAGAGCUCCAUGCGUGUAUCGUGUUCAAUUCCAGCAACCAAAAGUUCGGUGAAACUUUUAUUAGGAGUUUCAUUCAGUCGUGGUGAUCGCACACUUGGAGGAAAUAAUGUAAAUUUCACUAUUUACGCUAAUGCAUCGAACCCAAUAAGCGCCAGGUUCUUGAAUAGUUUGCGUGGUGUUGUGGUAUAUUUCGAUGUCCCCACAAAACCAAAAGUGCGUUCCGUCGCCUGCUCUAGAUUCUUCCCAUCAAGCAAUGCGAGUUUAUUCGGUUCCAAGUCUCAAUGUGUGUUUGUGACUUCGGUAAAAAUGAUCAUCAAAUUGCGAGGAAGGCCUACCCUGGUCCCCAAUGACAAACUGACGUUCAUGCUUCGCUCCAUUACACAACGAAAUCAGAAAGUCACUAAAGAACCAGCGGAAAUGUAUAAAGAUCUUGUGAUUGCUCAGCCCAGAAUUUCUGUUAUGCCAACAGCCAAGCUUUCUGGCACAGCUCUUCUUGGUAAGUGUUGUAGUUUGAGCUGUCCAAGUUUUGAAGGAUUUGUAAGAAAUAUUUGAGGGAGUGUUAAAUCCAGUUCCCUCAAACAUUUCUUACAAAUCCUUCAAAACUUAAAAUUUUACCUCUGCAAAAUUCCUACUGUAAGAAAUAUUUGAGGGAGUGUUAAAUUCAGUUCCCUCAAACAUUUCUUACAAAUCCUUCAAAACUUAAAACUUUACCUCUGCAAAAUUCCUACUGUGAUCACAGAAACUUUGAUGGUGUCAACCAGCUUUUCUCAACCGCCAGGGAGAACGGUUAAGACGAGAUUUUUUUGUAUGUUACGUAACACGCGCUCAAAACUAAUGCGUAUAAUAUACCACUUGAGGUUAUGACUAAAUUUUUAUUUUUCGAUACGUUUCUCAAUCGGCAAACAUACUUAAAAAGUAUGUUUAGUGUUUUAUCUGUAAAAUAAUGCUAAAAUGAAGAGAUUUUAGAUGAUACGCCAAAGAGAAAAUUAUGUCUGAAGUUCAGUAAGUUUUGUUUAUAUGGCUGUAAAUAUGGCGUCAAUUUUAAAGCAUCUUUGAUGAUUGUAUUUUCAAUGACAACUUUUAACUAUUAUUUUAUGUUUCUCAACCGGCAGGUUAGAGAAUAAAGCUAAAACAAAGUAAUUUUGAGAGGAACGCCAAAACGAUUUUAGGUUGUGAACACCCUUCAUUGUAAAUACGUGACAUUGAAAAAAAUUUCCUCUUAAUCAGUACGUUAAGGCCGUUUUCAUUAGGCGGAAUUUUUCGCGCGGAGCGGAAUUUCUCUUUGUCUUUUCUAAUUAGUUCCAACCGAGAAAUCACAAGACAAAGAGAAAUUCCGCUCCGCGCGCAAAAUUCCGCCUAGUGAAAACGGCCUUCACCAUGCUAUGGCGCACAAAGGAUUUAUUAAUCCUGUGUUUUGAUUUAGGUAUUUGUGCAAAACUGCGACUUAACGGUGGGCAAUCAUUUGGCGCUGGUGGUCGCCGUCUCACCUUUAUUUGGAACGUGACUUGGGAUGACCCAUCAGAUUCUUCCAUUGACGCUAACGCCACAGCUGAUCUACUUGCGAUUAGACAAAAUCUGGAGUCCUUGCCCGAGUUCCAGCCCAAAGUGAAAGCCACUCAUGAUAUGAUUGUAGUUGGUCUGCGCUACAAGUUCACGUUAAAGGUGAAGAAUUUCCUUGGUCAGGAAAGUGAUGAAGCUAGUUUGGUCGUGCUGCGAGAGGACAAAUCUUUACCUGGACUUCACUUGGGUUCCAAGAAGAGAAAAAUUAAAACUGCCCUCGGAACCACCUUACAAGGUAAACACUACUGUUUGUUUUAACUCAUUACGUAUCUUCGGUUUAUAAAAUGUCACUAGAUUUUUUCUGUAAAAAUCCUCAUUUCAAUCCUCAUUUUCAGUCAAGCCAAAGGUCGCGACAUCAGGUGAAAAAUUAAACAGCUGAGUUGAACACCACAACCACCAAACAUCCUCGUAUUAUUAAAAAUUCAUAAACAAAACACACAGGCCGGCGCUAUCCAGCGGAUGAUGAUUUUUUCAACCGUUGUAAACUGAUGCUUGAAAAGUUAUAAAACAACGGAUAUGGACCUAAUAAAAAUAUACUUUAAUUUAUAAAUACUAAAGUUUAGACCGGGUUAUAUCAUUCGAUUUCAUUUUCAUACCAUUCAUUUCCCCCCAAGAACGCCUGAUUGUAGGUUAAGGCUAUGUUUACAUUGUAUCGGAUCGGCUUUGCGUCCGACGCAAAAACCAUACCGGAUAGGGCUUCUGUUUGCAUAUGAAAUGUUGUUAUCGUCUCAAUUUCUGCAACGAACCGGUUGUGCGGCGGUUCGCUCUUCGAAGUGGUGCGCGGUGUAUCGGAUUGGUUUUUGCAACGCUCUCAUUGUAAUGUAAACACCAAUCGGAGCAAUUUCGGUUCAAUGCGUGACUCAAGAUGGAAUCUGGCAAACAACAACUUACUAUUCUAAUAAUAUAUAGAAGAAAAUACGACGGCAUAGAUGGGCGGGGGCGGAAGCUGUUUACACUUGGGCCGUAACUUUUCGCGAACGAAACAAAAACUGAUCCGAUACAAUGUAAACAUAGCCUAACGUUAUCCCGCCUUCGUACAACUGGGCCCAGAUCAAUGUUUCUAUAAACUUUGACAGGUGAAAUCAAGCUGUCAUCAUGUUUACCCGCUGGCUAUAAACCUAAAGUUCUCUUCACCUGGGAGAUUCAAGCAGUGGGGGUGGAUCUGGGGGUUGUAGAUAAACCACGAUUGCCCAUCGCACCAGGUCUGUUGGUGGGAGGCAAGGUGAGUGUAUGUAGGGUUUAUGUAUGGAUAUGUAUGGGUAGAUAUCGUUAAAUGUUGGUACAUUCGAGUACAUCAGGGUAGUUUCAAAUUCAUUUGGAGAAAUAUGUAUACAUAUGAGUGGAUAUUGGAUUAGCCUUGUUACUCAGGAAUUGGUAGGUUUAGUUGCGGGACAUGCAAGUCUUGUUACUCAGGAAUUGGUAGGUUUAGUUGCGGGACAUGCAAGUCAACUUCAGAAUGUUGAAACUUGUAUCGGAACAUGUUAACUGCAGGAAUGUUGAAACUUGUAUCGGAACAUGUUAACUGCUAGUCUCCUACGCAGGGAAUGUUGAAACUUGUAUCGGAACAUGUUAACUGCUAGUCUCCUACGCAGCCUGUUCGCGGGUCCGACGCCUCGGACCCGCGAACAGGCUGCGUAGGAGACUGAACAUGUUAACUGCUAGUCUCCUACGCAGCCUGUUCGCGGGUCCGACGCCUCGGACCCGCGAACAGGCUGCGUAGGAGACUAGUUAACUGCAGGAAUGUUGAAACUUGUAUCGGAACAUGUUAACUGCAGGAAUGUUGAAACUUGUAUCGGAACAUGUUAACUGCAGGCAUGUUGCCUCUGUAUGGAAGCACUUGGUAUCAGGCCUCUAACUUGUAUCGGAACAUGUUAACUGCAGGCAUGUUGCCCUGUAUGGAAGCACUUGGUAUCAGGCCUCUUGUUAUAAAAUUUAUUCGCGAUACAUAAUACUUUAAUGCGAUACUAUAUUGACCACCAUCGGCUGCAUAAUAGUGGUGAAAGCCAGCUGUUAAGACCAAUCUAUGCAUGUAAUAUUAACCUGCGCUUUCUCCUUAUUUCAGACAUACACACUGACUCUUACUGCCGCUAUGGCGUCAGAUAUUUCUCUAGCUACUACAGCCACUAUCCAGCUCGAAGUUAUAUCAAGUCCUCUGAAAGCCAUUAUUAAAGGUAACUAUUAACUAAACUGUUACUGUUGCUAAUUCCUUUGCCUUUGCUUAAAAGCGCAAUGGACGCGCAGUAUAGUUUAAAGAAAGUAUAGCCCGCAGCAAACCUCAAAUCAAACUCUAAAAGGACUUGAAGCCUGGAACGAUAACUUGGCCGCUAUCUUUGAAGCCAAAAUCUCAUUUAUAUUCAUUCUUUUCUUCAUUUCUUCCCUCGUUCUCUUUUUUUCAUUCUUUCAAUUUUUUUAUUCCUUCAUUUACCUCUUCAGGCGGUGGCAGUCGAGUGGUCGGGGAAGAUGAUACCUUACUUCUGGAUGGCUCGCGGUCUUCAGAUCCUGACCGCACUUCUGAUAGUGCUGUAUAUAACUGGGAAUGCUUUGACGCGGAGGAUAACCCGUGUUUUGAACCCGAUUCUGAGAACCCUGGUAGAUUGAAAAGAAUGGUGAUCCCGCCUGGUAUUAAACUCACCAUCAUUGUUGCUCAGAUACUCAAGACAAACAGCAUGUAAGAAUAAACUUAACUAACUUUAUUUAUACUGGAUGGCUCUAUCAGGAUUUAGAGUCUUUUAUCUUGCUACAAGCGACGCAUUUAAGAAAUCUAUCAGUGAAACUAAAACACCUGUUUCCAUAAGCUUCUCUGAUUAAUUUACCAAUCCUUCUUUCCAGGUACAAAUUCGUGCUGAUUUUCAAAAAAGGAAGCAGAAGUAACAAGGUAUAUGUCUAUGUUUUUGUGAAGUCUGGAACUCCACCGUCGGCCCUGAUACGUCCAAUUGCUGCGAAGGUCAACCCUACUGAUAUCCUUAUAAUUGAGUCAUUAAUCGUCAGCAAGAAAACUGUAAACGCAACUUGGAGUUGUGUCCAGAGCGAAGGUAGCUUUUUAACUGAAAAUAAACUAACUUUAUAUUUAGCUGUACCAGUUCUAAACUAUUCUUCUUAGAGUUCCAGUAAGGAUCAUCUCUUAUUGAUCCAGUGUUACUAUUGUAAUACUACAGGAGAAAACCUAAACAAAACUAACUUUAUUUAUCUUGGAUAAUUCAACCAGUUCCAACUCAAACGUGUUACUAAAGGAGGAAACCUAAACUGAACUAACUUUAUUUAUCGUGGAUGACUCAAUCAGUUCUCCCUAGAAGUUCAGCAUGAUUUUUGAAGAAACUCGUGUGAUUUUAUUUUGUUUUAGAAUAUGGUUUUGUUGACCUGGAAGGCGAAGGUGUUGCGCUAACACCACGUUUCCACAUGUAUUCAAGUUUCCACGCUUCCACUCUUGGCAAAGCUAAAGUGGUUGCAUCACCUUCAUUAGUCAUCGCUAAAAAUAAACUCGAAGAUGGAGUGACGUACAAAUUCAAACUCACUGCCGAGCACAGUGAUUCAUCGUCCUUCGCUGACAUUGAAAUUACAACUAACGCGGCACCAUCGCAAGGUAGGCAGUACUUGAUAUAAUAUACUGCUUUAUCUCAAACGUCUGGGGUUCAGUGAAGGUUGUAUUUGAGGUUGCAGGUUUAAUCUCCUUGCAAGGCUCCAGGAAGGGCCAUCUCUUUUUGGUCUAGUUACAGGAAGAUGCGUAGUAUCCGGAGAAAACCUUGGGGAAAUGUUUAGGGAAAGUCAGACUGAAAACACUCUUCACGACUAGGGGGAAAUCGUAUUCGUAAAAAUGUAUUUCAAGAUGCCAGCCUCGUCAACAUACGUUGGUUUUCAUGAGGGACGUCGUCAAUUUAUAUACAAAGUAUUUACAAGAAAAUACGUACAAGAGUAUAUGUUGAAUACAGCAGGUGUGACCCAUACAUUAACAUUAGUAACAGAAUCAAAGAUUAAUAUUUCUUUGAAAAUGUGGAUUGAUCGUGCCUUUUUUGCUUCCCGAGAAAGGCUGUUCCAAAACUUUGCCCCGCUGUAUUUAAAACUUUUUAGGAAUUCCCUUCUCGGUUUUGGGAGAGCUAAAUCAGUAUAGCUAUUUCUUAAGUUGAGACAACUGCACGUUGAAAAUCUUGCAAGAAUUUAAACCAGGGGCGCAGAGGUGAAAAUUGCGUUCACUAACCACCGUGCCACGAACGAACUAUUCUGCCGAAACAACACUUUGACAUAGACGUAUCGACAAACAUUUCAUCUAUCGUUUAGGAACGUUGGAGAUCGAGCCAGCCUCGGGAUUCUUCGGAAACACGACAUUCACGAUCACUGCUGCAGAAGGCUGGGAUGAUGACGCGGAUGACUUACCGAUGAUGUAUCAGUUUGGUUACUAUAUCCAGGACUCGGGUGAACUUCGUGAAGAACUCCUCGGGACACCAAUUGAGGCAAACAGUCUGGAAGUUGAUCUACUACCACAAGGUAUGCUUUUGAAGGCUGUAUUAACCAGUUAUAUGUAGGGUGUGUAGGUGGUUGUCCCUGGCCACUAUCGUUCAGCAGGUGGUGGUUAAAACUUAAAGUUAUCCGAGUAGUAUUUAUCUUAAUCUGGUAUGUGUAGUAGUCUUCCGUUUUGUGGCCAAAAUCUUCAAAUAAUGGAAUAUCAAACUGAAUUGAAUUUUAUUGGAUUGAAAAUAUGCCCAAAGCUGCCCAAUUUUCCACCUAUUUUCCUUGCUUGUUAAUCUGCUAAAUAUCUUAAAUUCAUUCAUUUUAGGAGAAGCAGCUAAUAACUACAGUCUAACGAUGUUCGUCAAAGUAUCUGAUAUUUACGGUGCCGUGACAACACAAGAAGCGACCGUGACUGUAAAGCCUGUACCGCUGGAUGUUUCCGCUGUCAAUGAACUGGCUGGCGCAGUGGACAGUGAUUUUGAGUCGGGAGAUUUGGCGAAAGCAGCAGGUUUGUGAAAGCCAUAUUUUUUAUACUGGAUAACUCUGUCAGCUUCAAACUGUUCUCCCUAGAGGUCCAGUAAGGAUCAUCUCUUAUUGAUUCAGUGAUACUACAGGAGGAAACCUAAACUAAACUAACUUUACUUUAUACUGGAUAACUCUGUCAGCUUUAAACUGUUCCCCCUAGAGGUCCAGUAAGCACCAUAACUCUGUCAGCUUUAAACUGUUCCCCCUAGAGGUCCAGUAAGCACCAUCCCUUAUUGGUCUAGUGGUAUCAUAGUCUAUCAAGGCAUGAUGAUCUGGAAACUAAACAUAAGUCAUUGUUUGAUGUUUUUGUCUGGGUUUAUGUUAAUUUGUGUAAGGUCGCUGUGAUUAAGUUCAUUGUAUUUUGACAGACUACAUAUUUUGACAGACUAUGAUGGUACUACAGGAGAAAACCUAAACCAUCUUCUAUUUGUCCAGUUUCUCAAUUUCUCAAAAAAUUGUUGUUUAUAUUUUCAGCUAAGGCGAAUGCAGUUGCGGCAGCGUUAUCGAGCAGUAAUGCAAAUGACCCCAAUGUAACAAAAGCAGUGAAAGAAUUUAAGAAGGCUGUCACUGAUAAGGUAGGUAACAAUGAAAUGACCAUGGAACAUUCCGAUCACUGGGUCGUGAGUCUCGUGACUGAAUGGAACUGUUAUGCUAAUGGCCAUUUUGCAUCAAAAUUGAAACUAAAUUUUGAUACUUUUUGUGGUGAAAAUUGUAAAUUCUUAUCUGCAAUCUUAUAAACUUUAUAAAUCACAUAGUAAAUUCUUAUCUACCGUUCAUAUCUAGGUAUUGAGCUCAGUCGAAGGGGGUGGUGCCCAGGACAAAUCUGGGAGAGAUGUGGUGAAAGGCUCGUUGUUACUGAUGACGAGUGGAUGUAAACCAGGCUGUGAUCCUGGCAGAGUUCUUCGAAACUUGUUUGCAAUGUUUGUUGGGCAACUUGUGCAGUCUUCAAGCAAGAGACGUCGUCGUGCUGUUGUGGUCGAUUACGACAGCAUUGAGGUCAGGACAGCAGCUGAGGUUGAAGACAUUCUUAAGAUUUCACAAAAUGUUCUCGACCCUGACGAUUACACAAACAGCAGUUUGGAGGCGAAAGCUAGCUUCUUAUCGACAGUUGAAGGUCAAGAGCCUCCGCUAUGUAAAGGCCUUGCAACAGGAGGACCUUAUGAACUGGCCAAGACAAAUAUUACCGUAAUGAAGGCGGUCAAAGAUACAUUUUCAAGUGUAGAUACUGAAUUUAUGGAGAUUUCUACUUCGACAGCACCAGAGUAUAUAGAAGCAAGUGUGAUGUACAGACUAGGACAAACUUUGAAGACGCAAUACGAGUCAUGGGCAUGCACUGUUGAUGAUGCGUGUACUGGGACAUGUAUUGCAACUGCUCAGGUAAGAUGUCGUCAUGAUCAUGAUGGUAGUGGUGAUGAUGAUGGUAGUGGUGAUGAUGAUGGUGGUGGUGAUGAUGAUGGUGGUGGUGAUGAUGAUGGUGGUGGUGAUGAUGAUGGUGGUGAUGAUGAUGAUGGUAGUGGUGAUGAUGGUGGUGGUGGUGAUGAUGAUGGUAGUGGUGAUGAUGAUGGUGGUGAUGAUGAUGAUGGUAGUGGUGAUGAUGAUGGUGGUG